AUGGAUUUCCUGAACCCAAGUCCUACUGUUUUCCCGACGGUUCAGCCUUUGCAAAUUCCGCUUCCUCCUGACCAGUAUUCCCCUCCAUCAAGCCAAUUUGUUUCUGAACAUGACGGAGAAUCGAUUCCAGACUCGCAAAAAGAUUCAGGGUCGAUGGUAAAGAAGCUCUUCAAGAGUAGGAAGCAACUCUUGGAAACGCCUGUCAAGAAAGUUCCCAUCUCGAGAACCCGGGCAACAAAACCAAAGAAUAUCACGAAGGAACAAUUUGGAGAAAUUAGCUUUAACGAUGCCCCACUCAGAGUUCUUGACAAGUCAAAAGGGAAGCUGGAUGUAGCUGUGAUGAAGUGUUGUGCUGGAAAGCUGGUCUGGACGUUUGAAGAAGGUCGAAUGAUUCUUAAAAUGUGUAAUCGAUGUGUGGACCUCAAUAGAGGAUAUGCAAGAAUUUUGGAUUGA
This is a messenger RNA of Caenorhabditis remanei, 453 nucleotides long. RefSeq lists its product as uncharacterized. The transcript is spliced from 3 exons. Bases 1 to 453 code for a protein of 150 amino acids. The record is from RefSeq and is a predicted model, not a curated record. NCBI's taxonomy places the organism in Eukaryota, Metazoa, Nematoda, Chromadorea, Rhabditida, Rhabditidae.